Messenger RNA from Humulus lupulus (European hop), 1041 nucleotides. RefSeq lists its product as uncharacterized. The coding region runs from base 1 to 1041 and encodes 346 amino acids. The record is from RefSeq and is a predicted model, not a curated record. The transcript has 4 exons. Lineage: Eukaryota; Viridiplantae; Streptophyta; Magnoliopsida; Rosales; Cannabaceae.
AUGGCUUCUCUUCCCCCCAGAAAGAAAGCUCUUGGUAGUAAAUGGGUUUACAAGAUCAAGUACCACUCUGAUGGUACCAUUGAGAGAUUGAAGGCACGAUUAGUUGUCUUUGGCAAUCAUCAAAUUGAAGGGAUUGAUUAUACUGAGACUUUUGCUCCAGUAGCAAAAAUGGUAACUGUUCGCACUUUCUUAUCCACUGCUACAUCAAAGAAUUGGGAGCUUCAUCAAAUGGAUGUUCACAAUGCUUUUCUGCACGGUGACCUUCAUGAGGAGGAUCUCGGUGUACUGAAAUAUUUUUUGGGUAUUGAGGUUGCUCGAAGUCCUCACGGUUUGUUCUUGUGUCAACGCAAGUACGCCCUUGAUAUUAUAUCUGAGGUUGGUUUAUUGGGAGCCAAGCCAGCUGGUUCUCCCAUCGAACAAAAUCAUAGACUUGCGCAUGCUAAAGGAGAAUUGCUUGCGAAGCCUGAAUCCUAUAGGAGAUUGAUGGGUCGUCUCAUCUAUUUGGCUGUAACGCGUCUAGAUUUAUCUUACUCUGUUCAUGUUUUAUCUCAAUUUAUGCAACAUCCUAAGCAUGAGCAUUGGGACGCAACCAUCCGAGUUGUUCGUUAUUUGAAAGGUGCCCCAGGCCACGGAAUUCUACUUCGUUCAGAUAGUGACUUGUCUUUACAAGGUUGGUGUGAUUCUGAUUGGGUUGCAUGUCCUCUCACUCGUCGGUCUCUCACUGGUUGGUUAGUCUUUCUUGGUCAGUCGCCUAUUUCCUGGAAAACUAAGAAGCAACCCACUAUUUCUCGCUCCUCCACGGAAGCUGAGUAUCGUUAUAUGGCCUAUAUUACUUGUGAGUUGGAAGUGGUUCUCUACUUACCAAAUUAUGAAAAUGUGUCGGAUCUUGAUAAUAUUGAUCUUCAUGUUGCUUACAAUAUGAGGCAAUAUGAUGAUCGAUUUGAGCAAUUCAAACUUCAAAUUGCGAGAAUGGAAAGAAACCUCCCAGCUUUCAGUGCUCAUAUUGGAAUUACUCCACCUUCACCACCACCACUCAUGUAG